Rosa chinensis is the source of this 936-nucleotide messenger RNA. RefSeq lists its product as uncharacterized. NCBI's taxonomy places the organism in Eukaryota, Viridiplantae, Streptophyta, Magnoliopsida, Rosales, Rosaceae. The record is from RefSeq and is a predicted model, not a curated record. The coding region runs from base 1 to 936 and encodes 311 amino acids. The transcript has a single exon.
AUGGAUGUCAAAAAUGCUUUUCUUCUUGGCAUUCUUAAUGAGGAGGUUUAUAUGACUCAACCUGGAGGUUUUGAAGACGCUUCUCAACAUCAUCUUGUGUGGAAACUACAUAAAUCUUUAUAUGGAUUAAAGCAGGCACCUAGGGCCUGGAAUGAAAGGUUCACCAAUUUCCUCCCAAGUUUAGGCUUUAAGUGUUCUUAUGCUGAUCCAUCUUUAUUUGUUAAAACAUCUGGCAGUUCCAUAGUUUAUCUGCUUCUCUAUGUGGAUGAUAUUAUUCUUACUGGUAAUAGUGAAGCUCUUAUUUCAGAACUCAAGUUAGCAUUGCAGACUGAGUUUGAGAUGAAAGACUUGGGGAAGCUACAUUUUUUCCUUGGUCUUGAAAUCUCAUAUACUCCUGAUAGUCUCUUUUUAUCCCAACAUAAGUAUGCUACUGAGUUAAUUCAUAAGGCCGGUUUGGAUGAUUGUCAUACACAUCGUACUCCUUGUCAGUCUGGGAUCAAGUUGUAUAAGGAUGGUAGUUCUCCUUUGUCCUCUCAUGAUAUUCCCUAUUUCAGAAGCUUGGUUGGCUGUUUGCAAUAUCUUACUUUCAUUAGACCUGAUAUUGCCUACAGUGUGAAUUAUGUUUGUCAAUUCCUUCAUUCCCCAACAGAAGCUCAUCUCUUGGCUACUAAAAGGAUUCUUCGUUAUGUUAAGGGAACUCUUCAUCAUGGCAUCUAUUUCAGGAGGGGUUCUUUGCAUUCACCGCAGUACACACUUCAAGCUUAUUGUGAUGCAGACUGGGCGGGUGACCCCAAUGAUAGGAAAUCCACCACAGGGUUUGUUAUUCUACUCAAUGGCUCACCAAUCUCUUGGUGUAGUAAGAAGCAAACAACUGUGUCUCGUUCUUCUACUGAAGCUGAGUACCGAAGUAUGGCUGACACAAUCUCUGAGCUUUAG